AUGGAAAUAAAGCAAGUUUUUGUAAAAAAAAGAUCACAUUUUGGAAAACAAUGCAUUUUUGAUGACUCAGAGGUCACUGUGGAGGAAAACAUAUUCCCGAAUCAUGAUGCUAUGAAAGAUUAUGUAAGAAUAAACCCAGUCGACAAAGCCGUGCAAAUCUCAAAAAAAUUUGCAGUACACGAGAGAGUACUCACAGUACUUUGGAAUAAGAAUGGCGUGUUCGUGAUAAAGGAUACUUUGUAUGAGCGAACUACCUGA
Messenger RNA from Cotesia congregata, 258 nucleotides. NCBI's taxonomy places the organism in Eukaryota, Metazoa, Arthropoda, Insecta, Hymenoptera, Braconidae. The record is from the annotation of a GenBank genome assembly.